AUGUUUCCCUUUGGAGAAUUAACAAAAACCGGAAGUCGGAUGCGCGGGAUACUUCAUCGCGAGCUGUCAAUUGCGUUGGCUUUUCAUCCAAAAAAAGAAACAAAAAACCACUCAUUCCACAUGGCGAUGGCCUCCUAUUCUCCGCGCGAAACCGAUAGGUUACUGGGGGGUCACAAUAAUGCCGCUAUUCCACCACGCGAAUCUCAGUACAACAGGCUUAUCAAUCAUUUGACCUUGGAUAUUGAUCCAACUCAUGGUGAUUUUAUCCUCUUGUUCUGCUACGUGAUUACUGGCCUCUUAGACAGUUCAGCCGUCUUCGUCUGGGGCUCUUUCGUCAGCAUGCAAACAGGCAACACCGUCUACUUAGGACUCGGUCUCAUGGGGGUCGAUGAGAGCACACGCUGGAUCAGGGCAUUUAUCUCAAUUGCCAGCUUCUGUGUGGGAUCGCUCUGCUUUUCCUCUUUUUAUCGGUCGUUCUCUUCCCGCAGGCGUUGGGUGCUAUGUGCUUCCUUUACUAUUCAGAUGCUCUGCGUCGCAGCGGCUGCCACAAUCGUGACCAUUCACCAAACCUCUCGAGACUCCCCAUUAACCUGGAAAGUUGUUGUGCCAUUGAUAUUAGUGGCAUUUCAAAGUAGUGGCCAGGCAGUCACUAGUCGCGUGCUGCAGUUCAAUGGUCUAACCAGUGUGGUGUUAACAAGUGUUUACUGUGACUUAUUCUCCAAUUCGGUACUUCCCCCUUUUUCGAUGCUGUAUGCGGUCGAAGAGAGACGACGUGGCGGGGCAGUGGUCUGCUUACUAUUGGGGACGAUGCUGGGGGGCUUGUGGGCCAAGAGUUCGGUUGGCUUGAUGGGGGCCUUCUGGACGGCGGUUUUUUGCAAGGCUUGUAUUGCUGCUGCCUGGUUGGUAUGGCGGGGACAGCCGAUGGAAGGCAUGGGGGUUGAAGGGGAGAACGAAUGAUAUUCGGUCUAUUAGAUGGUGCAGGAACGAUUGCCCAGAGCAUAGCCUAUCAUAUCGCAUGCCCCCGAUGCAAUUACCACUCAGCCCUACUGUAGGGCUGAGCCGGGCCCUCUUGGACUCCACUCAAAGGAUUCCCCUGCGUAAAUAAUUUUGAGAAUUACCACCUCUUAUAUAAUUAGCAUAAACCAAGUAGGCAGAAAUCAAAAUUAACACAUUUACUAACCACCAGGAUGAAGCAGCUUG
This is a messenger RNA of Aspergillus alliaceus, 1200 nucleotides long. RefSeq names its product YoaK family protein. The record is from RefSeq and is a predicted model, not a curated record. Lineage: Eukaryota; Fungi; Ascomycota; Eurotiomycetes; Eurotiales; Aspergillaceae. The transcript has 2 exons. The coding region runs from base 1 to 957 and encodes 318 amino acids.